AUGAUUUCCACCUCCUCUCUCUUUGUGUCUGUCUUUUUUUUUUCUCUCUGGCUUUUCUCAUUCACUCACACACUGCAUUUCAUUUUUUUCUUGUAUUUUUUAAAAUUUUCUUUUUCUUUAUAUUUCCUCUUUUCUUCUUAUAGUCUCUCUUUCAUAUUUCUUCUUUUUUCGGUAUUUCUUUUAGUUUUUGAUACCUUCCUCUUUUUCUCUAUCUUUUUAUUUUCCUUUUUCUUGAUCUUUUCCAUUUUUAUCUUUCCUUCUCUUUUUGUUUUUAUUCUUUUCUCUCUUUCCCUUCUUAUUGUACCUUUUUCUUUUUCUUCUGCUUUAUUUAAUGUUCUUUCUUUCUUUUUUCUUUCUUUCUUUCUUUUAUCUUUUUUUUACUUUUUCUUUUUUAAUCUUUUUUUGUUUUUCAUUCCUUUCCACAUAAUCUAUUCUUUCUUUAUUUUUUCUUCUUCUUUUUUUUUUCUCUCUCCCUAUUGUAUAUUUUUUCCACUUCCUAAUUCCUUCCUGCUUUUCAUUCUUUAUUUCCUGCUUGGUGUCUUAUCUCGCUUCCUUAAACUCUGCCCUUCCCCUCUUCCCUGGCUUUUAGCCUUGUCUAUCCCAUCAUGCCAUGGCACACUUCACUCCCCAACCAUUUUGGCACUCCACAAAUUUUGGCAAUACAGAACUAGAUACCAGAACUGGCAAUCUCAUUCUUUCUCUCUUUCUUACUAUCAUUCUUUCUGUCUCUCAUUCUUUCUUUCUUCUACAGUUUUUCUUUCUCUUUCCCAACACCUUUGCCUUGUUUUAAUUUUUCUUGACACAUUUCAUUCUUUUUUAACUACUUUUCUUUAUUUCCUUUCUCUUUCUUUUUUUCUUUCUUUCUUUUUUCUUUCUUUCUUAACUACCAUAUUUUUCUUUUUCUUAAAUAAAUUUUCUUUCUCUCUCUCUUUCUUUCAUUCUUUCUUUCAUAACAUCGUCACAAUAUUUUCUUUCUUUUUCUUUAUCUUAACAUCCUUUCUGUCUUUCUUAAUAAACAACUUUGCUGUCUUUCUUUUCUUUUUUCAUUAUAGCUUGUCUCCCUGUUUGCUUUCUUUUUCCUUUCUUUCUUAA
Molecule: messenger RNA, 1092 nt
Organism: Acanthosepion pharaonis
Lineage: Eukaryota; Metazoa; Mollusca; Cephalopoda; Sepiida; Sepiidae
Source: the annotation of a GenBank genome assembly